Molecule: messenger RNA, 2232 nt
Organism: Colletotrichum acutatum
Lineage: Eukaryota; Fungi; Ascomycota; Sordariomycetes; Glomerellales; Glomerellaceae
Product: P-loop containing nucleoside triphosphate hydrolase protein
Exons: 5
Coding region: 1-2232 (743 amino acids)
Cellular component (GO): microtubule; membrane; cytoplasm
Molecular function (GO): GTP binding; GTPase activity; microtubule binding
Source: RefSeq, a predicted model, not a curated record
AUGGCAGACAACCACAACGACGGCAACCCUGCCCGUGUGUGGCUCCGCGACGAUGCCUACUUGCGAACUAUUGACAAACUCCGCGACCUCGGCAUCGCCGACCUCAUUCCCUUUCCGCAAAUUGUCGCGGUUAGUGACCAGUCUUCGGGUAAGAGUUCUGUCCUGAAGAGCGUGACGGGUUUCGCCUUCCCCCGCGGUCCUGAGCUCUGCACCCGUUACGCGACCCAAAUCACUUGUCGCCGCGAUGCCUCCGAGAGCGUCCAGAUCUCUAUCAUUCCGAGCCAGAAUUCCGACAAGGAUCGGAAGGAACGACUGAAGGAAUUUGGGUUCUCUGUCGAGAAGAAUGACCUCGUGUUGGCGGAUGUCUUUGCGAAGGUAACCAUGGCACUUCGCAGUAUCAACGAUGGGGAUGCUUCCAAGCUACCGACAUUUGCUGAAGACAUUCUCAAGAUUGAGAUCAGCAGCCCGGACCAACAUCACUUGACCAUCAUCGAUGUCCCGGGUAUUUUCCGUACAUCUACAAAGGGCCUGACUACCGACAGUGACAUUGCUAUCGUCCGAGGCAUAGUCAACAGAUAUAUUCAAGAUCAGCGUACCAUCAUUCUGGCAGUUAUCCCUUGCAAUGUCGACACAUCAACCCAGGAGGCUCUCACCCUUGCCAAAGAAGUCGAUCCAGAGGGGCUUCGAACUAUGGUUGUUCUCACCAAGCCCGACCUUGCUACAGAGCGCGUCACUCAGCGGAUUGUAUGCGAACUUGUUGAGGGCAGACGCCAUCCUCUCCGCCUCGGAUACUGCGUAGUGAAGAAUCGCAGCGGCGAUGAAGAAGCCUCAACGACGACAGAUCCAAACUCAUUGGAGAAGGCGUUCUUCUCUGCUCGUCCGUGGAUCAGAAUCAGAUCGACAUUUCGGGUUGGUGUUAGCGGCCUCGCGCUCCGUCUGCGUGACUUGCUGGGCGACCUUUCCAAGAAGGAACAUAAGAACGUCGAGGCCGAUAUACGUCGUCGACUCAAUAACACUGAGACUUUACUCAAACGCCUAGGUCCUUCACGACCUCGGCCGGAUGCUCAGCGACGAUACCUUAGCCAGAUUGCGUCAGGUUUCCAAGAGGUCUGUCUUCGAGCUCGGGACGGAAAUUACAUCGGAAUGGACAUAUUCCACCACGACGUACACUUUCGACUCAUCACAUGCAUCAUCAAUCUGAAUGAGACAUUCAAUAAGGAGAAGGUCGGUCCUGGUCCUGCAUUCAAAGUACCUAUGGACGUGCAGUCAACCCGUUGUCUCGUUGAUAUCCUGAAGCAUAUGGAUUUUGAAUGUCCCAAGCCAGUAGAAGGCUUACUUUUGAGCCGUAUUGAAUUUCUUUUUCACCGAUCUCGCAAUGCCGAGAUCGGCUCGUUUCCAGGCUCAUUGCUAGCACAGGCCUUCAAGGAGCAGACCCAGAAGUGGGAGCCCCUGGUUUUGAAACAUGUUAGUCAGGUGAUCGUAGUCGUUCACAAGUUCAUUCGCAUAACACUGCAACGCAAAUGUGACGGCGACAGCAACACUUUUGAGAUGUUGCAUAACCACCUUCUGUUGCCCAAGCUCCGUGCAGCUUAUCAGCGAGCUUUGGAUCAUGCUCAGUUCCUCCUUGAAGUCGAGCUUAGUGGACAGCCUUACACCAUGAACCACUACUUCGACAGCGAUCUUCAAGUUUCACAGGCCGCCAGACUUCAGCAAGCGAUCAACAAGGUCAUUGGCCCUGAGAGCGUCCGAAACGUCGAUGGCGCUACUGCAAGCAACCCGAGCCCAAACGUAAGUCCUGCUUCUGGAGGAAACACGCUGGGAGCGAACAACAACAACGGAAGUCCCUUCGAUUUUACUUCUCAGCAAGAAGACGGGUCUUCCGGAGCUGCAGGCUGGUGGGUGCCAAAAUCAAUGCUCUCCAAGCUUACAACCGAUCGUUACAACGCUGAGCAGGUCAGAGAGGAUAUUCACGACGCCCUCCGUAGCUACUACAUGGUCGCUCGGAGGCGAUUCGUUGAUAUUGUGCUGCAGCAGGUCAUAUUUCACUUCUUGCUCGAUUCCAAGACCAGCCCUCUCAAGAUUUUCACACCUGAUCUGAUCAUGAGCCUAGAUGACACGCAGCUUAAGUUGAUUGCCGGAGAGAAUGCAGCGACGCGGGAUAGACGCGAGAUUCUCACCAAAAACAUUUUGAACUCGAAGCUCGCGCUGGAGGAACUGAAAAAGACCAAGUAA